Messenger RNA from Salvelinus namaycush (lake trout), 504 nucleotides. Its product is annotated as 28S ribosomal protein S5, mitochondrial-like. The coding region runs from base 1 to 504 and encodes 167 amino acids. Gene Ontology annotation, molecular function: RNA binding; structural constituent of ribosome. The record is from RefSeq and is a predicted model, not a curated record. Gene Ontology annotation, cellular component: ribosome. The transcript is spliced from 4 exons. Gene Ontology annotation, biological process: translation. NCBI's taxonomy places the organism in Eukaryota, Metazoa, Chordata, Actinopteri, Salmoniformes, Salmonidae.
AUGGUCUUCUUCCUACAACAGGCCAAGAACCGAGCAGUUCACUAUCUGUACUACAUUGAGAGAUACAACGACCACACUAUUUACCAUGAUAUCAACUCCACCUUCAAGAGGACCACCCUACUCAUGAAGAAACAGCGCCGAGGUUACGGACUACACUGUCACCGCACGGUCAUCACCAUCUGUAAGCUGAUUGGUGUAGAGGACAUGUACGCCAAGGUAGAGGGCUCCGUCAACCUGCUCAACAUCACCAGGGCUCUGUUCACCAGACUGGCCAAUCAGGAGACCCACCAGUUCCUGGCUGAAAAGAAGCAGCUCCACGUGGUAGAGUUUCAGCCGGAGCGCGGGCCCCGGCCCCUCCUCGUGGCCACUCCUAAGAAGGGAGUGCGUCCUGACCCCGAACCCGAGGAAGAGAUCCCUAACACGCGGCUCACCUGGGACGACGUCCGUGCCGCUCAGGGCAUGAAACGCUCAGUCUGGGCCGGGAUCAAGAGGACCAUCUGGUGA